Molecule: messenger RNA, 6044 nt
Organism: Paramormyrops kingsleyae
Lineage: Eukaryota; Metazoa; Chordata; Actinopteri; Osteoglossiformes; Mormyridae
Product: up-regulator of cell proliferation
Source: RefSeq, a predicted model, not a curated record
AUAUGUCUCAUAUUAUGACUGUAGAAUAAAAUGGCCUUAAUUCACCCAUCUAUCAAUCCAUCCAUCCAUAGAACAGAUUGUCUUGGUCAGGGUUGCAUAUUAAUUACAAACAUUAACAUAAUAACCUCACAAUACCUGCCAGAAAGCAUUAAAUGUCAUUUCAUAGCAUGUUUUACUCAUGUAUGAUGAUGAUUAUACUUUAUUGAUCCCCAUGGGGAAAUUCUCUUUUCACCUGCAUUAGCUUCAUUUGGGAUAAAUUGAAUGUCAGCUUGGCAACAAGUAGCAGCAACCUGCUGUGGCACCCAUGGAACUGGGGUUUGAGGGCCGUGUUCAAGGGCCCUGAGGUGCUGAGGCCAGGGCUCAAACCAGCAACCUUCUGAUCACCAGCAAAAAGGCUUAGCCCACUGAGCCACAUGCUGCCCCCACUCGGGGAAAACAAAGUGGGAUUCAAACCCACAUGUGCAGAGCACACUGGGUUAAGUCGUCUGUCCCAUUAAUCGCCCGGAAAGUUACACAUAAUUUUGCAACACUUUUUGCUGCAAAAAUCUGGUUAUAGAUUUAGGAAAAAUGAACACAGGAUGAAAAUAAAAUAUAGUGACAUUCACAUAAUGUGUAAAUGUUUGAAAUGUAAUGAUGACGUAUGUGAGGAUUAAAAUUCGACGUGAUUAAAUUUGUCCUACAAACAAGGAUUAACAUGCAAAUGUUAAAGAUUUAUUAAAAAAGACCUUUUCUCAUCAGGAAGUCAUCUUUUAUUACAGUACAUACAGUAAAUCCUAAAGUGAAGAGAUCUCUGACCAGUCAGUAUUUUUAUUGUUCUGCUUAAAGGUCUCUCUAGAUAAGCAAGGGGAGCAUAAAGCAGACCUGAUUUAAAAUCUAAAUUACGAAUUAUAACCUAAUUUUUAACCAUGACAUGUAACUCUGAUGCAGAUACGUUGAGAUAAAAUGUAUAUAUUCACGUAAGCAACUGUGAAGUUCUCACAAAAUAAUACAAGAAAUUAAACAACAGGAAACAAAGGCCAUCAGAUGCAAACACUUCCACCAAUGCAAUUUUCAUUUAUAUUAAUCCACAGAAAUAAUACACAUAUUGCAAACAAUGUAACACUGUGCUACAUGUGUCACUGUGCUACAUGUGUCACUGUGCUACAUGUGUCCCAGCCUCUGAAAAUAAAUAUUUAAAAGUUAUCAAUAUACAGGGUAUUCUUUAAAAGCAUUUGCAGAAAUGGAUUUGGACCAAGUGAAAACAGACCUAAAUUUGUGUGUCGUUCUGCUAAUAGAAAACUGAAUGAAUAAAUUGUUCAAUAUAUAAUUUUAAGAUAAGGAUAUAUUUUGCAUGGUACAAAAUUGGGCUGAACCUCAUAAUAGGAUUUAAAUGUCUUCUGAUAAUUCUUAUUGUCCAUGACCGUAUGGCCACUUAUCUUUUAAAGUUGGUUUUAUAAGCAGAUUGGUCUACAGAUUAAAGAUUGACGCUAAAGAUAACUCCGCCGCGUACUUUCAGUUUUGUGUCAUAAAUACAGCAGUAGCAGCUGCAUUCGGCAUUUGAAGCAGGGAGGGACGAUGGACAGCCCUGAUCAGCCCAGCCGGCCGCGCUUCGUGGCACGUAAAGUGCAUGAUCUAAGGAAAAUACUAUGCAAGCUUGGACUGGAGAAAUACUAUCCCAACAAGUUGUCUCUCCAGUGUCUACUGAAGAUCACCAGUGACUCCAGUACAGAUGCAGCGUCAGACUCAGGGAGGGCUCUGCCCAUGCGCUUCCUGAAGCGGCUGAUGAUGCUCAAUGCUGAAUGCCGAAGCAUCGUGGCUCAAACAGAAGACGACGAUGACGACGAUGAUGAUGGGGAAAGCGACACAGUGAAUCCUCUGGACCUCGUCACUGUGCUCUUCCACUGCGCGGACAGCUUCCUUCAGCAGGCAAUGAUGCUAAAGAUGUCAAUGUGUCAGUUUGCCCUGCCCCUUCUACUACCCCCAGGCAGUGGAUCCCAGUGCACGCUGAUGCUCUGGGCCAUGCUGGACAUCCGGAAAGAGUGGCGUCCCCAUUACCUAUUGGACACAAAAGGAUUUGAGGAGGACAGUAUUGUCAAUGUCAGCAUGCCAUUCAUCUCCUUUGUCAGGCUACGUGAAUGCAGCCUGCCCAAGUCCCAGCUUCUCAAUGAGAUCAUGAGCAAAGCUCAGCAAAUGCACAACAUCUUCACACACAUUGACAUGGAGGCUGGAAACGUACAUAGGUACAUCGCUGAUGGUUUGGUUGAAAUUACUUGGUACCUUCCCUGUGGUAACAAAAAUCUUGAUAUCUUCCGAGAACCUCUGACAGUGGCUAAUUUACGAGGAGAUAUUUGUUCCUCAGAAACUCAAUUUGCAUUUCUCACUAAGGUGUCAUCCGCUAUCUUUGUAUUCCUGGAUCAGGCUGAAGAGGCAGAAAUUAAGCUGUUAAGCUCUAUAAAAAAUACUGCAUCCAAGUUUUUCCUGGUUGUUAAGACUGAUAGAGAGACAAAAAGAAUAAAUAAUCCUUCUGUUGAGCAGCUAAUCAGUCAAUUAGACUUGCAAUCAAGUAAUAUAAUAUCAAAAUCUGCAAAGGACAACAAAUCAAGAUUUUCGAAUAAGCUAACUGCUGCUGUCACACACGUAAUGCAGAACUGCAAGGAGAGUAUAACCCUAAGACAGAUUUCAAGUGUGGCUUAUGAUCUAGGCAUUCAGGUUGAUGAAGACCAAACAGAUGCUUCUAGAUCUGGAAAAAUGGCUGCCAAGGAGGUUGAGAAAACAAUUGGUGUUCGAGACGUAGCAGAAUACAAGAAGAAUUUUCUGCCUCUGCAAGGUGAACCGUGGAAGAGAUUAGCACAACUAGAAAAGGAAGAGUGUCGGUUGCUCAACUCAGGAGAUCAACAUUUGGAAACAUACAAGGCUCAGCUACAAGAGCAGAUACAGGACAUAAAAAAUAAACAAGGGAAUUACCAAACAACUAAACCUAUGCUGAGCUUUAUUAAUGCUCUCUCAACCUCAGAUAAACAGGAAAGAGCCUUUUUCCUUAAAUGGUUGAGUCUCAGUCUGGACACUCAUUCCCAAAAAGUAUUAAGCAAACUUCGCUGCCAGCUGAAGGAAGCACGGGAGCAGAAAAUCAACAAGGACUCACUGGCACGGCUUGACCAACAGCUUCUUGACAGUUCUCUGGGCAUUGAGCAUUACUUUAGAGAAAUGGGACAAAUCUAUGAGGCCUUUAAGGGUAGGUCCAAUCAGUUCUCUGAUCUUCCUAAUAUUGCCGCAGAAAUUUUGUUAAAUGGAGUCCCUCUGGAACUUUUGGAUGGAGAUGCAUCUAACAUUCCAGUGGACUGGGUGAGAGAUGUGCUCAUGAAGCUUCACAGUGCAGUGGGUGAGAAAAGUCGCUUGUGGGUGGUGGCAGUGCUUGGGGUGCAGAGUACAGGAAAGUCAACUCUGCUCAAUGCUAUGUUCGGGGUCCAGUUCCCUGUCAGCAGUGGCAGAUGUACCCGUGGGGCAUUUAUGUUGCUUCUUAAAAUCGAGGAGGACCUGCGUGAAGAACUGGGCUGUGAUUUUAUCCUGCUGAUUGACACAGAGGGCCUCAAGUCUUCAGAGAUGUCCCAGCUUGAGGACAGUUAUGAACAUGACAAUCAGCUAGCCACCCUGGUCGUUGGUUUGAGUGACAUUACUAUUAUCAACAUCGCCAUGGAGAACUCAACAGAAAUGAAGGACAUUUUGCAGAUUGUUGUUCAUGCAUUUCUCAGGAUGAAAGAAGUUGGCAAGAAGCCCAGAUGCCAUUUUGUUCAUCAGAAUGUGGCUGGAGUUUCAGCACACAAUAAAACCACUGCAGAAAGACGACAACUCAUGGACCAGCUAGAUGAGAUGGUAAAUAUCGCAGCUAAAAUGGAGAAACAGAGUGAAGUCCUUAAAUUCACAGAUGUAUUAGAUUAUGAUAUGGAGAAGAAUAACUGGUAUAUCCCAGGGCUGUGGCAUGGCACCCCACCAAUGGCCCCAGUCAACACAGGUUACAGUGAAGCUGUGUAUGAAUUCAAGAACCACCUCAUAGAAGAGAUAAAGUCUUGCAAGGCAGAACGACAUCCUUCACAAAUUCCUGAAUUCUUGGAAUGGAUGCGGAGUCUAUGGAAAGCAGUCAAAUAUGAAAACUUCAUUUUCAGCUUCCGAAACACAUUGGUGGCCCACGCCUACGACAACCUGUGCAAGGACUUCAGUCAAUGGGAAUGGGAAUUUGGUAAACAAAUGCUCCAGUGGGUAGCAGGAGCAGAAGUGCAGAUUUCUCAUUUUCUGAUAGAAAAUGCUGAUAAUCUGCAUGAUUUACAGCAAUUUAUCACAAAGAUAAAACAAAAUGCAUUAAGUGAGUUGAAGACAGAGGAACAAAAAAUGACUGAAAAACUAAAGGAAUACUACAAAAGAAAAGACAGGCAUGUCCAUCUAAUUGAAAAGUACAAAGUGGACUUCUUUAAUAGCAUUAGAUGUCUGCAGAAAGAAAUUCAGCAUUCUGUGAAUAACAAACUGGACACAACUGUUGAAUUAGAAAGGAACAUGAUAAAGGUGAGAGACAUUCACAGUCAGCACAUGAAAAUGAUUGAGGAGCAAGUGUCCAGACUCCUGAAAUCGUGUAAAAACACAAAUACCCAAUUGUCAGAUGAGCAGUUGAGCAAAGAGUUUGAAAAGAUGUGGACUAAGACUGUGAAAAAUAUUACAGGUCUGAAGGAGCGAGAUAUUGCUUCUUCUGUGUUCGCAAAGUUACGCAAGAAUUUGGAAAGACGAAACGUCAAUGAGGACUUGCAAAAUGUUACAAGUUUGAUUGACUAUGCUGGUGAGACCUUUGAAGUUAAGAGCAAACAUUUAAAAGGAAAUUGGAUUAAAAAGAAAUUGAAUGAAUUUCUAAAGAAGGAAAUAAAUGCAAAGGCACAAUAUGCUAUAAAUGAGAUCAUUGAAAAUUGCCAAAGGUUUGUUAAAGACCUUGUCAAGAGUCAGAAAGAUUACAGUGACAUGUUCACCAACGAUUUGCUUGAAAAGAUAGACCAUGAUCUUGUGCAUGAAAAGCUCAAAACCAACACAAAGUGUGAAGUUGAUCUAAAACUGCACAUCUGUAGUCAUGCUGCAAGGGAUUUCCUUGAGAUGCACAGGCGAUUCAUUAAAAAUAAAGAUCCUCGUCAACACCUAGAGGAUUCUAAAGCUCGGUACUUAUCAGACUUUUUGGAUCUGUACCUCGAGAAGGAUCAUUGUCAGCGAAAAGUGACAGACUUUGUCAAUUUAUGUCUUAAACCUGCAGUAACAGAUUACAUCAACAGAUCAUUGGGGAUUGACAUUGUGGAUGAAAUCCUGACAAGCAGUCACUCCACCGAGUACAGCUCUCGAUCUUACUUUCAGUUCACCAUUCUGAAGGACCUAUUAGAGAAAGAUGAUUUUCAGAGCUAUGUCAAAUAUAUCCUAAGAUAUGAGAUAUUUGUCAAGGAUUGGAUUUUUAUGCGAAUUAUCAAUGGGCUAUCUACAGAGAGGUCGGCUGGAAAGCUAAAAAACAAGAUUCUUGCUGUGAUUAUGCAGAAGAUCUAUGAGGCCAUAGAAACCUCAAAGGCCAACAGUGAUGGCCAACUUUUACCUAACGACAUGGAAAACACUAGUAUAUUUGUUAAAAAUCUAUGCAGAACUCUUAGCAAGGACAUGCGGAUUCCUAUGGAUAUAGUUGAAGGGGUCUUAUUUCAAAUCAAAUCAAAACCCCUGUCUUUCACAGACAGUCUCUUAGAAGCAGUAAAGGAUCUGGAAAAAGUGCUUAAGACUGAAAAACAUUCCCGAUGUUCUGCAAGGCCUCGCCAUCAAGCCUCAGGAUGAGCUCUUCAAGAGGGUGUUUGGCUGUGGAAAGCAGUGCCCCUUCUGCCUGGUUCCCUGUGAGGCUGGAGGUAAAGAACAUAAUCAGCACUUUGCCUCUGUGCAUCGACCUCAGGCAUUCGGAAGUUGCAGGUGUAUAACUACUGAAAUACUGUGUGAAACAAUCUGCACAACUGAUAUUCACAGCGAGAAUUGCUUCAAGAACUGUGACACUAAUGGAGAGUUUCACC